AUGAUAGGAAAGGAAUUAAAAGAUAUGUUAGAGCUUCUUCAUCCCUUCUAUCAGGUAGAGUUGAUACUUUCGGAUGAAUCAUCGCCUUCCUAUGGGUAUUUACGGUUAAUCUACCAAGACCAUUUUGCGCACCUAUAUCAUCAUAUUAUGACCAAAGGAAUUAAAACAAAAUUAGUAGAUUACUGGACCUAUAUUUCGCAAACAUCAACCUUUCCCGCUCUUCUUGAUCUGUCAACAAUACUCGAAACUUUCAACGAAGAGGAUCGCAAAAACUUUUUCGAAUGUUGGCUCAAAAACAAAAAUGAGGAUAAUGUAUUAACAAACGAAUUAACCACUUACCCUCAGAUCCCAAAUAGAGAUCCAUUGUUAUGGUGGAAAGUCAAUUCUUCCGCUUCCCAAUACAUUGCUUUAAUGGCGGCAGAUUAUCAUGCACUCCAAGUUGCGAGUAUCCCAUGCGAACGUGUUUACUCUAUAGCGAAGUAUACAAUUAAUCUUACAAAAUUUGACUUUUUGAACAAACAAUAA
Messenger RNA from Funneliformis caledonium, 525 nucleotides. NCBI's taxonomy places the organism in Eukaryota, Fungi, Glomeromycota, Glomeromycetes, Glomerales, Glomeraceae. The record is from the annotation of a GenBank genome assembly.